AUGCCUCUUGCGUACCGAACCAUACUCACUAUAAACAAUUAUCUUGACACUGACCUCCACGAUGUCGACACCAAAAUUCGAAGCGGCACAAUUUGCAGCGUCCUACCCGACUUGAUAAAAGCUGGCACACAGCAAGAAAUCUGCAUCUGUGCACCCAGUCAUUUCGCUGGAUCUAGCGGUGCGAUACUAUACAAGACUUACAACCACGCCAAACAAUGCGAUGAAAAACUUGCCUUUGAGUUCAAGUGUGUUAAUGAGGAGGCGAAUUUUGUCAAGUUUAGUAGUUCGAUGCCUGAACAGAUUGGGAUAAGAAUCGACCCGUAUACGCCUACAGACCACCCGCUAUAUGGUUAG
Messenger RNA from Talaromyces proteolyticus, 354 nucleotides. RefSeq lists its product as uncharacterized. Lineage: Eukaryota; Fungi; Ascomycota; Eurotiomycetes; Eurotiales; Trichocomaceae. The coding region runs from base 1 to 354 and encodes 117 amino acids. The record is from RefSeq and is a predicted model, not a curated record. The transcript has a single exon.